CUUGUUUCGGACUUGUUUAUGCUUUGUUCAUGUAAUCUCAUAUAUAUAUUUCAAGAAAGUGUUUUAAAAGAGAGAAUUGUGCGAGCUCUUCAAAUAAAAAUAUGGCACAUCUUCCCUCGGAGCUCGUGUCACAUUCACAAAAAGUAUGUAGCUUGUACAAACGUGCGAUUCGUUGCAUAAGAGAUUGGAAUCAUAAAAUAGAAAAUUACAGGAUCCAGGCUAUAUUAAUGAGAGAACGUUUUGAUAAAAACAAAGAUAUAAAAGAUAUGCGUUACGCAACAUAUUUGUUACAAGAAGGAGAAAAAGAACUCUUCUCUAAUCAACAUUACCAUCCAAUGACGUAUCCCAAUUCAGCCUCAGGAGGAGCGUAUGGCCGAAAAGGCGAAACUCCAGACUGUGUGUUGGAUUAUUGGCAUCCUCUAGAGAAAGCUAGAUAUCCAAAAUAUUUUGCACGUCGUGAACAGAUGAAGAACGAAUACGAGAAAUGGUAUUUUGAAACAUAUCCAGAUCAGAAGAAGACUAUCAAAGAUCACUAGACAUCUGUAAAAUAUAUAUUUAUGCUGUAUUAAUACAAUAUAACUUGUAGAUAUAAUAAUGUAAUAUAAUGUCUAAUAUUAUGAAUAUUCUUGUUGAAUGGAAUAACAUCCCUAUUUACAGAGAAAUACCUGAAAUUUUC
Messenger RNA from Camponotus floridanus (Florida carpenter ant), 676 nucleotides. RefSeq names its product NADH dehydrogenase [ubiquinone] 1 beta subcomplex subunit 9 (gene ND-B22). The coding region runs from base 102 to 536 and encodes 144 amino acids. Lineage: Eukaryota; Metazoa; Arthropoda; Insecta; Hymenoptera; Formicidae. The transcript is spliced from 2 exons. The record is from RefSeq and is a predicted model, not a curated record. Gene Ontology annotation, biological process: mitochondrial electron transport, NADH to ubiquinone.